Molecule: messenger RNA, 138 nt
Organism: Linum tenue
Lineage: Eukaryota; Viridiplantae; Streptophyta; Magnoliopsida; Malpighiales; Linaceae
Source: the annotation of a GenBank genome assembly
AUGAUUCGUCGUCGUCUUCUGCGAUUAACCACCCAAUCCAGCGACAGGCUUUUCCUUCGUACUCCAAUGUCCCGAAUCUCCCCUCGAAACUCAAACUCCUCUGCGGGAUCAUCGCCACAACCCCGUCGCCUUCCAUAG